This is a messenger RNA of Dioscorea cayenensis subsp. rotundata (Guinea yam), 2009 nucleotides long. RefSeq lists its product as uncharacterized. The transcript has 4 exons. Lineage: Eukaryota; Viridiplantae; Streptophyta; Magnoliopsida; Dioscoreales; Dioscoreaceae. Gene Ontology annotation, biological process: metal ion transport; transmembrane transport. Gene Ontology annotation, molecular function: metal ion transmembrane transporter activity. The record is from RefSeq and is a predicted model, not a curated record. Gene Ontology annotation, cellular component: membrane. The coding region runs from base 368 to 1708 and encodes 446 amino acids.
GCGGGAAGGAAACUCCGGCGAAAUAGCCCAAGAUCUCUGGAUCACGCGUUGGAUGCCCAAUAAUAUCUCCGUUGUUUCCUUUUUUCUCUUCAAAUCCCCAAAGUUCAGACCUUUUCAAUCGGUUUGCCGGCGAUCCAUCUUCAUCUCAUCGUAAUUUCUCUCCUUCGAUUUCUUAGUCUUGUGUUUUUUGGCUGGAUGUUGUGGAAAUAUCUGGAUUUUUGUUGUUUCUGAUGAAAUUUUGAUAUAGAAUUAUGUUCUAUUAUCUCCGAUUCAAUUUUGCUUAAUUUUGACCGGAAAGUUGUGAUCUUUCUGAGAAUUAGGGUUUAUUCUUGUAACUCUUGGAUAAAAGUUGCAAUCUUGAUGUGAGAUGGAGUUGAUGGAGGAGUCUUCGGGGGAGAUCCCCAACAAUGGAUUGAAUCAGGAUGGGGCACACUUUCCUGGAGCUGUGAAGAAGUUAGCAUAUGGAUUUGAUGGAUUUGGGAACUAUUUCUCCAAAGAUUGGGAUUUGUACAAAAAGGAUGAGAGUUCAACAGGGAGAGAGUUUUAUUGGUAUCAUGUGGAGCUCCCAAAGGGAAAUCAGAAGCUUGCAUUGUCUGCUCAGCAUCUCAUUACAGCCCUAUCUCCACCUUUGAAGCUCCAAGAAAUUCUCACACUCACUAGCAAUGGCCCCUUUUGUGGUUAUGUUGAUGGGGCUUUGUUUUUCAGGGUGAAUUCUUCUGGUCCUGUAGGAAGUGGUUUCACAUUGAAGAUUGCUGCAAAAGUGACUGAGAAUUCCAUUAUUUCUGUUUCAUUAGGCCGAGUGCCGAGAUUAGGCUUUGCGCCAACCAGAGAGUCAUUGUUGUCGGAGAUACCAAGUGUUGCGUCUCCUGGCUUGUGUGGAAAUGAGGGGAAGACAGUUUCAGGUGGAACUGUAAUUCAGGAGCAUGUUCUUGAGUUCUUGUUGACAAUGAAUCAUUCCAAGGAAGCUGAUAAUCCCGUACCGAAGACUGUGUCAAAUUUGCUUGUUCAUAUUAUUGAUACUCAUGUUGAUCAUAUUCAAGACAUUGUUACCAAGCUUGAGAUGGAAUUGGAUGAAGUUGAGCUUGAAUUGGAUAAAGGUAGUUCUAUGCUAAAGAAACAAAUGCUGGAUGACAGAAGAUUUCCGAAGAUGCAUCUAAACUUGCAGAGGCUCCUGCAGGUAGUUUCGCAUGGCGAGCAAGUAUUUCCACGUGUUAAAGAGAAAUGUGCAGCAAAAACUUGGUUUGCAAACGAAGACAUCUUCUGCCUCGAAGAACUUAUCGGUCGGCUCCGAAGACUAAAAGAGAAUUUAGGAUUCAUUGUUAAUCGAGUUACUGCAGUUCAAACCGGUCUUGAUAGUUGGCAAGCAGAACAAAUAAACAGAAAGCUUUACUAUCUUUCAUUCCUCUCCAUAAUUUUCCUUCCUCUCUCGGUUGUUACCGGAGUGUUUGGCAUGAAUGUUGGUGGAGUGCCAUGGACUGGACAAAGGGAUCCUGAUGUAAUUGAUGGAUUUCGCAAUGUUAUGAUGCUUUGUGCUGUUAUAUUAGCCCUCCUGUUAUUUUGUUUCGGCUUUCCAUCAUUUUAUGCACGUGCGUCUGCUUGGAGAACGCAGCGAGUGCUGAAGAGGAGUCGGUCAUUGGACAGAAGGUCCUUCCUUAGAAGAAACCUUCUUGGAGGAGAACGGCGUGGAGGAGAUUAUUUGCCCAUCUGAAAAUUUGGCGCUGCUUUGUCGAUGAUGUUUUUCAAGAAAGCAACUCCAUUGGAAGUCAAAAGCUCUUUCGGUGUAAAGACAUGAUCAUUUAUGAUACAAUAUCAGUUUGAAUAUGUUAUGUAAACGAUCAAUUGCGCGAAAAGUUAUACAUUCAGAUUAACAGAUACUGAAUUUUCUAUUUUGCUAAUUUAUUUGUUCGAGUUGUGGAUGCCAUUGUAACUAUGUGUAUUUGGCUCCAAUGUAUCUGACUAAAUCAUCUGCACCAACAUUUAUUUUUUCAGAUAAUUUCUAAUAAAUUCAG